This is a messenger RNA of Silurus meridionalis, 2758 nucleotides long. RefSeq names its product protein kinase C, eta, b (gene prkchb). The coding region runs from base 380 to 2416 and encodes 678 amino acids. The transcript has 14 exons. Gene Ontology annotation, molecular function: diacylglycerol-dependent serine/threonine kinase activity; ATP binding. The record is from RefSeq and is a predicted model, not a curated record. NCBI's taxonomy places the organism in Eukaryota, Metazoa, Chordata, Actinopteri, Siluriformes, Siluridae. Gene Ontology annotation, biological process: protein phosphorylation.
GUGUGCGUGUGCGUGUGUGGUUACGCGUUGUUUGCGUGUUACAGGGAAGAUCCUGGCGAUAGACAGGAGUGAAGAAUUCACAGCAGGAAACACGCAGCAGACGGGGACGUUCUCAGACUCCCUGACCUUCAAGUCUCGACUUGAUUCCCCGCUCUCAAGUAGACCACGUUUUGUUCGUUUCGGAAACUUCGUCCUGUAUGUGCGUUUUCUUUCCUGAGCGUUUGACAGUCCUGCCAUGAGUGUGUUGUGUCGCGCUGUCGGCGUCUGCGCUUUGUGUCUCUCAUACUUUCACAUUCGACUCAUUCAGAAGGCGAGUGAACACCUGGGGGACCACCGUCGCAUUGAAGCACAGCGUUCUGUCCUCUGAGGGCAAAGAAAGAUGAGGUUCACGGGCUACAUGAGACUGCUCAUUAAAGAGGCAGUGGACUUACAGCCCACCACUUUCUCUACGCGCCACACUUACCAGAGGAAGACGCAACAUCUGGAUCCUUACAUCGUGAUCAAAGUGGACAAUUUUAAAGUGGGCCAGACAGCCGUCAGACCCAAGACCAAACAUCCCGUCUUCAAUGAAGAAAUCUGCCCGUAUGUAUGCGAGGGCAAAGUGCUAGAGCUGGCCGUUUUCCACGAUACACCGAUUGGAUAUGAUGAUUUCGUCGCAAACUGCACCAUGCAGCUGGAGAGUCUUCUAACGUCAACCAGCAGCAGACAGACGUUUGAGGGAUGGGUUAACCUGGAACCAGAGGGCAAGGUCUAUGUCUCCAUGACUCUUACAGGCACCUUCACAGAUGAUGAUGCCACUGUUAAUGGAUGGAGGUCUCAUAAGCAGUUAAGCAGGAAACGACAGAGGGCUUUAAAGAGGAAAGUGCAUCAAGUCAAUGGACACAAGUUCAUGGCCACUUUCCUGAAGCAGCCUACAUUCUGCUGCCACUGCAAAAAUUUUAUAUGGGGCGUUUUUGGCAAGCAGGGCUACCAGUGUCAAGUAUGCACCUGUGUGAUCCACAAGAAAUGCCACCACCUGGUUGUUAGUGAGUGUCCCAAGAUGAAAAAAAUGGCAAGUGAGGGUCCCAGUCAAGGCUUUGGAAUCAACAUACCUCAUCGAUUUCAUGUACGCAACUAUAAAGUGCCCACUUACUGUAACCACUGUGGAUCACUCCUGUAUGGUCUGGUGAAACAGGGUCUUCAAUGCAAAGGUUGUAAGAUGAACGUGCAUAUUCGUUGUGAAGACAAUGUUGCUCCCAAUUGUGGGGUGAACAGUGCAGAGCUGGCAAGCAAGUUGGCAGAGAUUGGCUUGGAAGCAGGCAGACUCAGCAAGCGCCAAUCCCAGAUAAGCAUUUCCACAGUAAAGCCUACAAGUACAAGUAUUAAAAGUCUAGGACAACCUGAGGAGGCUGAGGAGGAGGUUAUGAGGGUAGGGAUUGAGGAUUUUACAUUCCUACAGGUCCUGGGAAAAGGCAGCUUUGGCAAGGUGAUGUUGGCUCGCUUGAAUGGUGAUGAACAAGUGUAUGCUGUGAAGGUUCUGAAGAAAGAUAUCAUUCUCCAAGAUGAUGAUGUGGAGUCCACCAUGAUUGAGAAGCGGGUUUUGGCUCUGGCCCACCAUCACCCAUACCUUACACACCUCUACUGCUGUUUUCAGACUGCUGACCGUUUGUUCUUCGUCAUGGAGUUUGUAAAUGGUGGCGACCUCAUGUUUCACAUCCAGAAGUCUCGACGGUUCGAUGAAGCCCGAGCACAGUUCUACGCUGCUGAAAUAACCUCAGCUCUUAUGUUCCUUCACUCUAAAGGCAUCAUAUACAGAGACCUGAAAUUGGACAACAUACUACUUGACAAAGAUGGCCACUGUAAACUGGCAGAUUUUGGAAUGUGCAAGGAAGGGAUUACUGCCGGGGUCCUGACUGCCACAUUCUGUGGGACACCAGACUACAUUGCACCUGAAAUCAUUCUAGAGGAACCAUAUGGCGUGUCUGUGGACUGGUGGGCUAUGGGUGUCCUUCUGUUUGAGAUGCUCUGUGGACAUGCACCAUUCGAGGCAGAGACGGAGGACGAAUUGUUUGAGUGUAUCCUCAGGGAUGAAGUGAUCUAUUCUUCGUGGCUUAGCAAUGAGGCAGAGGACAUCCUUCGAGGGUUCUUGAUGAGAGACGCUUCAUGUCGGCUGGGCUGUGCAGAGAGGGAUGGAGGGGAGAAGGCCAUUACUUCUCACCCCUUCUUCAGAGACUUGGACUGGGAGAAGCUGAGGAAGCGCGAGUUGGAUUCACCCUUCAAACCUCGAAUAAAAUCUUCAGAGGACGUGAACAAUUUUGAUCCCGACUUCACCCAGGAAGAGCCCACACUCACCCCUAUAGAAGAGGCACUAAUCCCACUGAAUCAAGAUGACUUUAAAGACUUCUCAUACACAGCUCCUGAGCAACCGCAUACUUAAAACACAAAUAUGUCUGUAGUGCUUAUUUAUACUUAGGGUCAUACAUGAACACAUUUUAAACAUGCCAAAACAUUUUUAGUUCUACAAACAAUGAAAGUGUUUAUUGGAAUACGACAGAAGGAAUUUGUGCACUGUUUGAUUCACUGCUGUCCAAACGCCCAGGAACAUGUAGACCUUAUUUUAUUUUUAACCCCAACUCUGUCCUGGAAUCCUCCUGGAGUACCAAUUUUAGUGCUGUGAUUCAAAACCUUGGUUGUUUUAGAUCCAGAAUGUUGUGUUUUUCCUGCUUAAACAAACACAUGAUUAAAUCUGUUCAUAAUAAAUCCUAUAAUCAACGAGUAA